Messenger RNA from Sphaeroforma arctica JP610, 1741 nucleotides. RefSeq lists its product as hypothetical. Bases 54 to 1274 code for a protein of 406 amino acids. The transcript has a single exon. NCBI's taxonomy places the organism in Eukaryota, Ichthyosporea, Ichthyophonida. The record is from RefSeq and is a predicted model, not a curated record.
AGCAUAUCUAUCAUAUCGAGCUGGGAUCUGUCAAGUGGACAAGUGCUUUAGCGAUGUUUGCAGAAAGCUAUGGUCUCAUUAUUUUAGGAGCCGCUCUUUUAGCCCGACUGAGGGUAAUGUACCUAGUGUUUAGGAAAGGCGACUUCGAUGUACAGUACAAGAAGGUUGUGCUGCGAGUUGUAUUUUGCGCAGUGCUUCCGUCGCUGUGCGUAUUUAUGAUCUAUCUACCAGAAAAGUACUUUUUUAUUGCGGGAUUGAUCCUGAGAUUACUGCUUGUCAGUGUGAUCCUAGAGACCAUCUACUAUUGCGUCAGAUUAAGAAAAACCAAAUAUCUGCGUGACCAGUAUGUCGGAUUAUUGACGACUUGCGGGAUAUCGAUCGUGUCAAUUCUGUAUCUUGCCAUUAUUCUUCCGAAUCUCAACAGUUCAGUUCGAGUUAUCGACCAUUUCAAUGCCAUAAUGGUGGUUGUUUGGGUAUUUAAUGUGGAACUGAUUGGGCCCUCAGUGUACCAAACAUUCGUGGCGCAUCUGCAUCGAAAUAAUCAUAUAAAUUACGACAAUGUCAGCCUGAGCUUGGUGAUAAAUAAGCGAAGUAAAAGAACGGGACUGCAGACGGUGCUGGAUGAUGAUCGACUGUAUCCUACACUUUUAAAGAUCGCACAAGAACGUUACUGUGAAGAGAAUGUUCUCUUCCUUCACGAUGGUAAACUGUUGUAUAAUUCGCUCAAAAUGUAUCAAACCGAGGCGGAUGCACAAAAGCAAGCUUGUGAAGCUACACCGGUCUCAACGGAUGAUAAUCAGAGCCCGGCCAGAAAAAUCGAGCUCGUGCGAACAACGAUACACGAUUGUAGUAGAAGUGAAACAUGCAAGAAGCAAGAAGAGAAUGUCAGAGUCAGUACACGCGAUACACACAGCACGGUGGACGAAUCUCCGGGUGACACCGGUGUUGUAUCAGAUCAUUGCACUCCGAGAUUGGUGACUGAAUUAUAUCAGUUUUUAGAUAAGUACGUGAUGAGGAGCGCACCCACGCCAGUUAACUUGGCCAGCUCACAAAUAAGUGUGCUACGGCAAGCAAGGUCUUUUGACAGGUUGAGCCGGAAUGAUGCCGAUAAUAUUAUGAAUGUGCUCGUGUUGAGUUUGGCUGAUGUAGAGAUCCUGUUUGAGUCUUCGGGUGUGUUGGCCAAAUUCGAGCGGACUUCAGCUAUCACCGGAAUUUGUGCAGAAAGAGAGGCUGUUAUCAGAUUAGGAAUAGAGACAAGGGAAGAGUUGCAAUGACUGUCGUUUGACUUAUUAUCGGAGUGUCGUCCAGACGGCAGCUGCAUUUGCUGAUCGCUGGGAUAUUUUGUUCUGGUUUCUCAUGACCGUUGACGGAAGUGUCACACCCAUUACUGUCGAAGCCCCAACCUGAUGCGAUUCAGGCGCUAUUUAACUGUUUGAUAGCUGUGCCUGGCGUCGUUGGCAGUGCAAAAUAGAAUUUGCCGCCGUAGAUGAUUUCUUAUCAAUAUGUUGGUAAUAGUUGUUGAUUUCAAACCCGGAGUCUAUAAGUGAAAGGUCUCUUUCGUGGUAUAUUUACACGAAGACGGCCGAGGCUUUUAACUAUCCCUGCCCUUGCACUAUUCGGUCGAUGCAUAAGAACGAAGGGCACUCUGCCAAGAGGCAUGUCGUUGGGACGCCUAAAGUCCCCAGGAAAAAGACGCAAAAAGGUUUCGCCUUCAGAGACAAUCUUGCGGAGUCCAGCGGCC